AUGACAAGGUUGAUUGUGUUGGCGCUCGUCGUCGCUAGUUUUAUUCCUGCAAUUUUUGCCAGUUAUUGUGGACAAUCCGCAAUCCCUUUCACUUUUCAAGUAAGUUCUUUUUUCUUUUUUCGCGCCUCAAAAAAAUGAGCUUAUUUCCAGGUGCUCCGCUCAGGCCACCCAGUUUUAGGAUGUGCUCGUCCAAAAUGUUUCGGAUGGACUGCAAAUGGAACACGCGCUGGAGAUUCAGCCCAAUUUUAUAGAGUUGCUGGAAAAGAAGAUGGAUAUUUGAGAAGAUCUGAUCAAUUUAUCAAGCCACCAAGCAAAAAUGCCAAUUUUGUGCCACAAAUUGCUGUGAGUUUGGGGGAAAUUUCAUUUUCUGAAAAAACAGGAUAAAAAUAGUCAGUUAAAGAUUUCAGAUCAGUUUCAGAUCUAGAUUCUAUCUAGGUUUCAAAAAAAAAUGAAUAUUUUUAGUGAUGAUUCUGGUUACAGUAUUGAAUUUUUGUGAAAUUGGUUUCAGAAUAUAUUCAACUGAAUUUUUUCAUCACUGAAUCACAAAUCACAAAUAAACUCCAAACCUAAACGAAAUUCAACACAAUUCAAAAUUUUCAAUGAAAAUGUCGCCCUGAAAAUCCCAAAAUUUCAGAUCUGCUCUGACGACUACAAAUCCGCGACCUGCGAAGAAGGUGAAUGGGUCGGAGGUCUUACACCACAAUCAGAUCCAUUCGCAACACAAGUUCAAAUGAGAUGUUGUAGCUAUCAAGUGCUCAUCAAUGCUCAAGAUCGUGGAAGAGCCACUGUCAAACAAGGUCAAUUAGUUGUCGGAGGAGAAGUUCUCGAAAAUGGUCGAUUAGUAGCUUUUGAUUAUAUUUCAAACGUUCAAAAAGAGGUCGGCAAUAAUGGAACGUAAGUUUUUGAAGAGGAAAAAUUCUAGAGUCUUACAUAAGUUUGUAGAAUUGUGUACUAUGCAACCAUCAAACGUAUGCCAUGUUUCGAUGAAGAAGAGCAAGUGAAAGAGACUAUUGUGAACGCUGGAGCUGCUGUAAUCCAGCAACAAAAACCUAUUGAAACUAUUGUGAACAACCAAGCUGUUCCACAAAUUCCACAAGUCCCACAACAAGUUCCAACCAACCCAAUCUAUGGUAACGGUGUUCAAAAUUAUGGGCAAUUUGCUCAACAAGGAUACGGAGUUGCUCAACAACAACAACAAGUUUAUCAAGGAUAUCCAGGUUAUCAGCAACAAGUUCAACAACAACAAGUUCCAUAUUACCAAGAUCCAUUGGCUCAAAUGUUCCAACAACAGCAAGCUCAACAAGCUCAGCAAGCUGCUCAACUCGGAUACACUCCACUUCCACCAUUCCCACCUCAAAUGUUCCCACAACCUGGUCUAGCCCCAGUUCCAGUCCCAGUUGCUGCUGUUCCAGUGCAAUUAUCAUCCACCGUACCACCAAUGACACUUCCGAAAUUGGAAGAUCUUCCAAAACUUCAAAUUCCAAGUGUUGAAGAUGUUGAGCAAGUUAUUCCACCAGUUCAAAGAGCUAUUUUGACAAGUGUUGCUAAAUUCUUUGGAGUACUGUAGAUAACAUUUUUUUUUGUAUUUUGAAAUUACUAUAACCAAAGCUCGUACUAAUAAUGAACAAAUUAAUAAUAAUAAAUUGUGAAUUUUCAACAUUUUUUGAAACAGUAAGAAAAAAUACCAGGUGUUAAGUACAUAUUUUCGGAAAAACAAUCAGGAUUCAUUGUUGAAUGUAUUUAUUUCUCACGUUUGUUUUUCUCAAAAUUUCCAAAUUAUCCCUGUUUCAUUGUGUUUGAAAUGAAUUGCUGUGGGGAAUUUUUCCAUUUAUUUUCUGGGAAUCUUGGGAUUUUUUCAAAACAAAACUUGAAAUUUUAAUCACCAGCUCCACCAUAUUUAUUUUUCAGAGUUAUUCACCCUCCAAAACAGAAGUAACACCCUCCAAAACAGAAGUGUGGGCUCUUAUAGAUAUUUUUAAUCAUAAGAAAUUCCUAGAUUUCUCUCCACGAUUAGUCUUUUUUCUCGCAAAACAAAGUGCAUAUUCCUCUUUGUCUCAACACAUACCAAAAGCUGGUGAAAAGAAAAGAGAGAGGCACAAAAAAUGGCGCCAAAAUUGAUUGAUUCGCAUUUAGUUAGAGAGAAAAUGAAUAGAAAUGUGACAUUGGUUUUUGUUGCGCAAUAUUCAUUUUGAACAAAAAUACACGGGUUUUAGGUGGGAAUGUUUUGAAAAACUUUACUCCCAAUUUUGUUCUAGACAGAGCAGAAAAAUCAAAUCACCGAUUUUUAUCUUAAAAUCUUUUAUUUUCAUGAAAAAUAAAGUUUCAGAUAUUCCUCAGCAAGCUUCUAAACGAAAAAACUCGGGCCGAUUUUUUUUUGAAAAAACUCUGGCCGAUUUUUUUUUGAAAAAACUCGGGUCGAUUUUUUUUUGAAAAAAGUUUUUUUUGAAAAAACUCGGGCCGAUUUUUUUCAUCCAACGAAAAAACUCGGGCCGAUUUUUUUGAAAAAACUCGGGCCGAUUUUUUUCAUCCAACGAAAAAACUCGGGCCGAUUUUUUUAAAAAAAAACUCGGGCCGAUUUUUUUGAAAAACUCGGGCCGAUUUUUUUUGAAAAAACUCGGGCCGAUUUUUUGAAAAACUCGGGCCGAUUUUUUUUUUGAAAAAACUCGGGCCGAUUUUUUCAUCCAACGAAAAAACUCGGGCCGAUUUUUUUUGAAAAAACUCGGGCCGAUUUUUUUUCAUCCAACGAAAAAACUCGGGCCGAUUUUUUCAUCCAACGAAAAAAUUCGGGCCGAUUUUUUUGAAAAAACUCGGGCCGAUUUUUUUUUGAAAAAACUCGGGCCGAUUUUUUUCAUCCAACGAAAAAACUCGGGCCGAUUUUUUUCAUCCAACGAAAAAAUUCGGGCCGAUUUUUUUUCUGAAAAAACUCGGGCCAAUUUUUUUAAAAACUCGGGCCGAUUUUUUUGAAAAAACUCGGGCCGAUUUUUUUUUGAAAAAACUCGGGCCGAUUUUUUUUGAAAAAACUCGGGCCGAUUUUUUUGAAAAAACUCGGGCCGAUUUUUUUGAAAAAUCUCGGGCCAAUUUUUUUUUGAAAAAACUCGGGCCGAUUUUUUCAUCCAACGAAAAAACUCGGGCCGAUUUUUUUUUGAAAAAACUCGGGCCGAUUUUUUGUUUUGAAAAAACUCGGGCCGAUUUUUUUUUGAAAAAACUCGGGCCGAUUUUUUUUCAUCCAACGAAAAAACUCGGGCCGAUUUUUUUCAUCCAACGAAAAAAUUCGGGCCGAUUUUUUUUUGAAAAAACUCGGGCCGAUUUUUUUUUGAAAAAACUCGGGCCGAUUUUUUUUUUUCAUCCAACGAAAAAACUCGGGCCGAUUUUUUUCAUCCAACGAAAAAAUUCGGGCCGAUUUUUUUUCUGAAAAAACUCGGGCCAAUUUUUUUUUUAAAAACUCGGGCCGAUUUUUUUUUGAAAAAACUCGGGCCGAUUUUUUUUUGAAAAAACUCGGGCCGAUUUUUUUUUGAAAAAACUCGGGCCGAUUUUUUGAAAAAACUCGGGCCGAUUUUUUUUGAAAAAACUCGGGCCGAUUUUUUUGAAAAAUCUCGGGCCAAUUUUUUUUUGAAAAAACUCGGGCCGAUUUUUUUCAUCCAACGAAAAAACUCGGGCCGAUUUUUUUUGAAAAAACUCGGGCCGAUUUUUGUUUUGAAAAAACUCGGGCCGAUUUUUUUGAAAAAACUCGGGCCGAUUUUUUCAUCCAACGAAAAAACUCGGGCCGAUUUUUUUUUUUGAAAAAACUCGGGCCGAUUUUUUGAAAAAACUCGGGCCGAUUUUUUUUUUUGAAAAAACUCGGGCCGAUUUUUUUGAAAAAACUCGGGCCGAUUUUUUUGAAAAAUCUCGGGCCAAUUUUUUUUUGAAAAAACUCGGGCCGAUUUUUUUCAUCCAACGAAAAAACUCGGGCCGAUUUUUUUUGAAAAAACUCGGGCCGAUUUUUGUUUUGAAAAAACUCGGGCCGAUUUUUUUUUGAAAAAACUCGGGCCGAUUUUUUCAUCCAACGAAAAACUCGGGCCGAUUUUUUUUUGAAAAAACUCGGGCCGAUUUUUUUGAAAAAACUCGGGCCGAUUUUUUUUUGAAAAAACUCGGGCCGAUUUUUUUUUGAAAAAACUCGGGCCUUUUUAUUUAUAUUUUUAUUUUUAUGAGUCAAUUUUGGCAAUUUUUGAACUUUUGAGAGCCCAGAAUUUGGCUUUGAGAUCUAAAAUUUUUAGAGUGUUCUUAUGACCCCAAAACUGGUCCCUGUCCAUGGAUAAAAUUUCAUCAAGAUUUGAAGUUUUGAGUAAAAAAGGUUCCUUGUUGUGAGUCAUCUUUUCCCCUAACUUCUACCGUAAUCUUUUUUGCACGGUAAAUAAUAGUUUUAGUUUCCCAUGAACUUUAUGCGAUACAAAUGUCACUCCAUUCUUUUGUUUUUCUUGUGUCUACUUGUUUCCUACUAAACUAUUUUUGUGACACUUUUCUUUUUUUCCUCACAUUUUUGUGGCUUGCUACUAUUUUUUCAAUCAAUUUAAUUUUUUCAGGGCUUACAACCAAAUUCGAUCAAUAUGAAAAUCAUCAAGUUUACUCUCAAACACUCCUUCAUUGACCGGGUUGGUUGAUAUUGAAUUUAUGAAGGUAGAAUUAUUUUUUCAGAGAUCUCUUAGCAAUAUCUGUCACGAACAACAAUGCUGUUAUUGCCAAGACAAUCGCAAAAGAUCGCAAUUGAUUCGCGUGCCAAAAAAAAAUGUUGAGAUUUUGGAAUGGAUAAGAGUUCACGGGCCAAAGUUUGCGAAAUGUGUUCGACUUUAUCCAAGAGGCUUGGUUUGCAGAAAUCAUUUUUUGAAGAAAUGGAAGUGUCCGGAAAAGGAGGUGGUGAGUAAACCCGAUAUUUCUAAAUUCUUUUGAAUUAUUUUUAAAAUUCUCUAAUUUAAGCCAAGUCCAAAUGACGCUGAUGACGACGACAUUGAGGUAAUCUCGCAUCACAAAUUCUCAAUCCCAAUCACUGUUCCGAAACCAAAAACAGUCAGAGAGCAAUUCGACUGCAAAAAGAACGAGGUAUUUUCAUUCUUCUUCCACUCACAUUCAGACAAAAAUCACGAGAUUUUCAGAAACCGUGCCGCAUUUGCGAAGAUAUCAAAGAUAUUUCCGAGAUGUCGGAAAUCCCCGAACCACCCAUGGUUCGAAAAUGGAAGAUGACGAAAAAAGAGGAGUUCAUAAAAUCGCUGUCUGAACGUCCAGGGCCACAUUAUUUGUGCACCAUUCAUUUGGCAGAUUUGGAAGCGGAAUAA
Messenger RNA from Caenorhabditis angaria, 5306 nucleotides. Lineage: Eukaryota; Metazoa; Nematoda; Chromadorea; Rhabditida; Rhabditidae. The record is from the annotation of a GenBank genome assembly.